UCUGUCACUACGUGGUGUCACGGCGCGUGUCGCCCCCGCAACCUUUCACCUACUUCCCGCCGGUCGCUCUGGAUCGGCGUCAUAUUAUCGGGUGGACAGAAUAUUAAAGGUAACCUCUGAUGUUUGAUGUUGCUGACUGCUUGGGAAGACCUCAGAUAGGCCAACCAGACACAUUUGAAAGCCUACCUCCAGAGGAGCCACAAUGUCCCUGAGCACACUGGCCCGGUACGGCCUGACAGGACGGGGGCUGCUGGGGGCCGCCGCCGCCGCCCGGCCCCUUGGGGCCCCCGCCCGGCCCCUGGGGGCCCCCCCCGCCCGGCCCCUGGGGGCCCCCCCCGCCCGGCCCCUUGGCUCACUGAGCUGCCGCAGAAGGCCGGGGCAGUGGCCCGCCCGGACCGGGCCGCGCCCCACCGCGCUGCCGUCCCGCGGGCACCAGACGGCCCGGGCCGCCCCCCUCCCCGGGGCGAGCUGCCAGGUGUCGGCGCUGGGCGCCCGGGACGAGGAGAGGCUGCUGGAGGUGGUGUGGGGGGACGGCGAGCGCAGCCUCUACCCCUACACCUGGCUCAGAGACAACUGCCAGUGUCCGGCCUGCACCCUGCAGUCGGCCCGGGCCCGCAGCCUGCUGUUCUCCCAGCUGGACGUCCACACCGGGCUGCAGGAGGUGCGGCUCGCUGGAGACAACCAGGUGUCCAUUUUGUGGCCCGACCACCACGUCAGUCGCUUUGAGCUGCAGUGGUUGCGGAGACGCUGCUUCUCUCCGGCUGCCAGGCAGGCGAUGCAAGAAGAGCUCUUCAUCAACGAGCGGAGCCACUGGGACUCGGAGCUCCUGAUCCCCAGCGCCAGCUUUGAGGAGGUCCUGACGGACGAUAAGGCGGCCCUGGACUGGCUGCUGGCGCUUCGGCGCGUGGGCGUGGUCUACCUGCGGGGGGCGCCGUCGGAAAGAGGCCAGGUGGCCCGACUGAGCGAGCGGAUUGGAUUUCUGAGGCUGACGUUCUACGGCCCAACUUGGCAGGUCCAGGACAAGGCGAUGGCGGUCAAUGUAGCCUACACAGCGGGUGACCUCAGCCUCCACACAGACUACCCUGCGCUGCACCAUCCGCCUGGAGUCCAGUUCCUGCACUGCAUCCAGCAGGCGGAGCUGGGGGGCGAGAGCCAGGUGGUGGACGGCUUCCACAUGGCCGAGGUCCUGCGGAGAGAAGACCCGCAGGCCUUCCGGACCCUCAGCUCACUCAGGGUGGACUUCUCUGACAUGGGAGAGGACUACUGCGACUUCAGGGUGCAUUCCAAGAACCACAUCAUCGACGUGGACUGUGAGGGUCAGGUCUCCAGGAUCAACUACAACAACGCCACCAGAGACUCGGUGCUGGACCUGCCCCUGGAACAGGUCCAGGAGUUCUACAGAGCGCUGAAGGCCUAUGUGGACAUCAUGAACCGCCCAACCAACGUGGUGACAUACCGCAUGGAGCCAGGCGACAUCGUGACCUUUGACAACUGGCGGCUGCUCCACGGGCGUCAGAGCUACACCAGCUCCAGCGAGAAGCGGCGCCACCUGGAGGGGGCGUACCUGGACUGGGACGAGGUCAUGUCCCGCCUUCGGAUCCUCCGCCAUGCCGUCGGCCGCGAGGACCGGCACUGAGCCUCCAGCCUCCAGCUAGCAGAGCCUCCAGCCUCCAGCUAGCAGAGCCUCCAGCUAGCAGAGCCUCCAGCUAGCAGAGCCUCCAGCCUCCAGCUAGCAGAGCCUCCAGCCUCCAGCUAGCAGAGCCUCCAGCCUCCAGCUAGCAGAGCCUCCAGCCUCCAGCUAGCAGAGCCUCCAGCCUCCAGCUAGCAGAGCCUCCGGCCUCCAGCUAGCAGAGCAUCCAGCUGAAAGAAGCAUCGAACUAGCAGAGCAUGGAGCUAGCAUAGCCUCGAGUUAGCAGAGCAUUGCGCUAGCAGAGCUAGGAGAUCGACCGGACACCUGAGGUAAACAUCACAAUCACAAAUAACGCCACAGGACCAUGCUGAAUACCAAGUGAAUACCAAACGAAUACCACAGGAAUACCCCAUUAAGACCUAAUGAAUACCAUACAUACCAUGUGUAUGGAGUAAAACCUGCCUUAGAUUUAUAAAGUAACAAUUGUAUCUUAUCUAAAUAAAUUUAGAAACUACAAAAAGGUAAAUUUUUGUCAGGGGAAAGGCCAGAAAGGCAACCAGCAACACAGAUCUAUAUUUUUUCAUUCUAAGUUUUAGAUUUAAGAGGUGUGGCAAUAUAGUUUGAGUGGUGAUUUUUCUAAAUUUAAAUUAUUUUUCUAGGUGUUCACACCCCAUGGCAAGUGUAUUUUAAAUGCCUUGUAUAUUUUCUAAUGAAGUUAAAAAAAGUAUUUAAGUGUUAAGAUUUUGACUCAAAAGUUACAAUUUCUUGGUAGAUAAAUGAAGAGAUGAAUACAAAAGUAAUACAAUGUAAAGUGAACUUUCAUUUAUUAACAAUGGCGUCAAGUAUGUAUGUAUGAUGAGAUGCAUGUAAAACAAUAAAACAUCCCAUUUGGAAUGAGACGAUG
Molecule: messenger RNA, 2534 nt
Organism: Gadus morhua (Atlantic cod)
Lineage: Eukaryota; Metazoa; Chordata; Actinopteri; Gadiformes; Gadidae
Gene: bbox1
Product: butyrobetaine (gamma), 2-oxoglutarate dioxygenase (gamma-butyrobetaine hydroxylase) 1
Exons: 9
Coding region: 203-1636 (477 amino acids)
Biological process (GO): carnitine biosynthetic process
Cellular component (GO): mitochondrion
Molecular function (GO): iron ion binding; gamma-butyrobetaine dioxygenase activity
Source: RefSeq, a predicted model, not a curated record